UCUGCUUACAGGUCUUGCUUGGAAAGACUUUUAAUAUAAUGGCACAUUUAAACACACAGUGAGGAACAUAAGGAUGUUUUAGACCACCUGUUCAAAUGUAUUUGAAGGAUUCUGGGGGUUUGUCAUAUUUUUGGAGGUGGUCCUGGGUUGAAGGGACCAUCCUCAUGGUGUCCAAUAGACGCGUAGCAGGCCUCGAAACAAAAAAGCUGGAGGAGGUUGGGUGGAGUAUUUAAGACGGGGGGUGUCCCGCUCAUCACUUACUUUUUUCUCUUCGCUCUCUGCGUGCACCUGAACCUCCGGCCGGCCCUCGUCCUCCAGUCAGGUAAGGAUGAUGUUCAUUUUGAAGAUUUUUUUUUUCUUCCUAACUUAAGAAAACUCUUGUCAUGUCGCUAAUGAUGUCAUUUUAAGGGUUGGUUAUCUUGUAAAGGACUCAAAUAGUAUUAGGCACCAAAAAUUUGAACAUUAUUCAUGUUUUUGACAUGUUUGGACCUCCAUGUUUUUGAAGAAGCCAUUUUAAUGUCAAGAUAUCCAGCUUUUGGGUUUCAGGCCUCCUCAGAUGUACAAAAGCUAGCGAUGAAGAAAUAAAGCAUAGUUGACACCAGAGCGCUUUCAGGGUUUAAAGCUUUCUAUGAUGAUCCCCUCGGCAGAAUGUCCUUGCCCAAGUCCGAGAACGCGUCCACUCUGGAGAAUGCCAUGCAGCUCAUGAUCCAGACCUUCCACAAGUAUUCCGGCAACGAAGGCGACAAAUACACGCUGAGCAAGCUCGAGCUCAGGGAGAUGCUCACCACCGAAUUGCAAAACUACCUCGGGAAUGCCCAAGAUAAGGAGGCAGUGGAUAAAGUUAUGCGUGAACUGGACGCCAACGGGGACGGCGAGGUGGAUUUUACCGAGUUCAUCAUCCUAGUGGGUGCCCUCACUGUGGCGUGCAACGAAUUCUUCCUGGAGUUUAACGAAAAGCCCGAAAAGAAAGCAUCCUGUCAUCUGUUGACGUAAAAUGGCCGCUAGGUGGCACUGUGUGGCUUUGGAACGAGAUAACUGGCCGUUUGUGUGGGCAAACUUUUAAGUAGCACAAGUAAGUCAACUUUUAUUUCAUCAAAACUUGCCGAAAUAGAUUUCCCAGCUGUUUAACUUUCCAAAAUACCAAGAAUUGUUUCAAAUCCCGCCUGUAGAAACAUUACUGUUCUUAAAUAUGUGUGUGCACGUAAAAAUAUGAAAAAGGAAACAGGGGCAGCCUCAAUAUUAGAAAGCCCGGAAAUGGUUCUUUCUUUCUUUCUGUCCUGUGGCAGAGGAUUAAUGGGAAAUGUGGGAA
Messenger RNA from Syngnathus typhle (broad-nosed pipefish), 1309 nucleotides. It is a transcript of the gene s100t, whose product is annotated as S100 calcium binding protein T. The record is from RefSeq and is a predicted model, not a curated record. Lineage: Eukaryota; Metazoa; Chordata; Actinopteri; Syngnathiformes; Syngnathidae. The transcript has 3 exons. Gene Ontology annotation, molecular function: transition metal ion binding; calcium ion binding. The coding region runs from base 649 to 993 and encodes 114 amino acids.